Caenorhabditis bovis is the source of this 1098-nucleotide messenger RNA. The record is from the annotation of a GenBank genome assembly. Lineage: Eukaryota; Metazoa; Nematoda; Chromadorea; Rhabditida; Rhabditidae.
AUGUCGGGUGGAAACGAAGAAGAUCAGCUGGCACAAUGCCAAGCAUAUGUUCAACGACACAAUAUUCAACAGCUUGUUAAAGAGGCUAUCGUGGUCCUUUGCAUACACAAACCCGACAACCCAGUUCUUUUCUUGAAGGAGCAUUUUGAAAAACUCAACGAACGCGCUCAGGAAGGACUUCACCCGGACGCUCCCGAUGAGGAUGACAUAAUCAUCGAGCCACCAAAGCGAUCAGGAGGACGACGAACUGGAAUCUCAGCGGAGCCAAUCAAAGAAGAUGACACUGAAUAUAAAAAGGUUGUGAUUCCCAAAGACGAUGCUACUCGUAAAUCUCUCGAGUCAGCGAUGCGCAAAAACUUGUUGUUUGCUCAUUUGGAGGAAGAUGAGCAGAAGACUAUGUAUGAUGCGAUGUUCCCAGUCGAGAAGAAGGCCAAUGAAACCAUCAUUGAACAAGGAGAAGAAGGAGAUAAUUUUUAUGUCAUCGACAAAGGAACUGUUGACGUAUAUGUCAACCACGAAUAUGUUUUGACCAUCAAUGAAGGAGGAUCUUUCGGUGAACUUGCUUUAAUUUACGGCACCCCGAGAGCGGCCACAGUCAUUGCCAAAACUGACGUCAAACUCUGGGCCAUUGAUCGUUUGACUUAUCGCCGCAUUUUGAUGGGAUCGGUUACCAAGAAGAGAAAGAUGUACGACGAAUUCCUUUCAAAAGUUCAGAUUCUCGCUGACCUUGAUCAAUGGGAGCGCGCGAAUGUGGCAGACGCAUUGGAGAGAUGCGAUUUCGAACCAGGCACUCACGUCGUGGAGCAGGGACAACCCGGUGACGAGUUCUUUAUCAUUCUUGAAGGAGAAGCAACUGUUCUUCAAAAGAGAAGCGAUGACGCACCAUUCGAUACUGUCGGACAUCUUGGACCAAGCGAUUACUUUGGAGAGAUUGCUCUUCUUCUUGACCGCCCACGUGCGGCCACAGUUGUUGCCAAAACUCAUCUUAAGUGCGUUAAGUUGGACCGCGCUCGAUUUGAACGCGUCAUGGGACCAGUUCGCGAGAUUUUGAAGAGAGACGUUUCCAACUACAACUCAUACGUUAAGCUCAUGACCUAA